AUGGCGCUGCAUAUUCCCUUUCUCUCGCGCCUGCACAUCCGCGAGUACAUCGCCUUGCUCCUGUCCAUCUCCCUCAUCAUCCUCGAGUCCUUCAUUGCCGUCAUCACCCUCGCCCUGCCGACGCCCAUCAUCAACUUUUGCUACCGCCUUACCCGCCGCCUCUUCAACUACUGCUCCUCGCCCUCGUCCAAGCGCUCGCGUGACAAGAAAAAAGCCGUCUGGAGCUCCAUUGCCAAUGCCUCCGAUUUUUCCGAACUGUGCCAGCUCUACGGAUACGAAUGCGAGGAGCACAUCGUCCAGACGGGCGACGGUUACCUGCUGGGCUUGCACCGCCUGGCAUGGAAAAGGGGCGAGGAAAACGUGCGAGUCAACCCCCGCGACCGCGCAAAGGGCCAGAAGAAGAAGGUUGUCUACCUACACCAUGGCCUCAUGAUGAAUAGCGAGGUAUGGGUGUGCCUGACGGCCAAGGAACGAUGUCUGCCCUUUGAGCUGGUAGAGCGCGGCUACGACGUCUGGCUCGGCAACAAUCGCGGCAACAAGUACUCCAAGAAGAGUGUGCAUACGCCCCCGACCUCGAGCAGCUUCUGGAACUUCAGCAUGGACCAAUUCGCCUUCCACGACAUCCCCGACUCGAUUUCAUACAUUCUCGAGACAACCCACCAGCCCUCUCUGUCGUACAUUGGCUUCUCCCAGGGAACCGCUCAGGCUUUUGCCACGCUAUCCAUACACCCAACGCUCAACGAAAAGGUCGAUGUCUUCAUUGCGCUGGCGCCAGCCAUGUCGCCCAAGGGUGUUGCAUCUGGAAUCGUCGAUGCCUUUGUAAAGGCCUCCCCAAACAUCCUCUACCUCGCGUUUGGCCGCAAAUCCAUUCUUCCCUCGACCACCAUGUGGCAGUCUAUCCUGUAUCCACCUAUCUUUGUCCGUGUGAUUGACAAGUCUUUGAAGUUUCUUUUCGGAUGGACUGCUAAUAACAUUUUGCCUGAGCAAAAGCUCGCCGCGUAUCCCCACCUCUACUCCUACAGUUCGACCAAGAGUGUAGUGCACUGGUUCCAAAUCAUCCGCAACGGCACGUUCCAGAUGUACGACGAUGAUGACUCGAACCCAAUCAUCUCUAACCGAUCCAAGUAUUACAAGGUUGCCAAGUUUCCCACUAAGAAUAUCAAGACACCUAUUGUGCUGGUCUACGGUGGGUCGGAUAGUCUGGUUGAUAUCAACAUUAUGUUGAAGGAGCUCCCCUCUCAUACAAUCGCCAAGGAGAUCCCCCACUACGAGCAUCUGGACUUUUUGUGGGCAGAGUCUGUCAACACUCUGGUCUUCCCACAUGUUUUUGAGUAUCUGGAAAAAUUUGCAGUCACGGAAAGCGAGACGGCCAAUGGUAUUAAAGAGAAGCGACGGUCACCAAUCACAUACAGAAGUCUCCUACCGGGAAUCGAUACUCUGCCUGAGCAAGAAGGAUACGACGAUGUAGGAGACGAAAGGAAGGUAGCUUCACCCACCCUCCGACCCAGGCGAGGCUCUCCCCCAACCCGACGAGCAAUCUCCUACCAUGGCCCAUCCUCAGCUGACAGUCCCUCGGUGAUUACCAGCCCCGUUAUAGCGUCCAGAAUGUCCUACCCAGCUGCCUACAAGAUGAAUACGGAAGAAAUAUUCCCAUCCAUCCGCAGCAGAAUCAUGUCGCCACCUCCGACAAACCGAGUCUCACUCACUUUUGAUUCCCCCGAAAACUCGCAGACCACCGCCCAAACCUCAACAUCUCGCCCCGAAGGCUGGUGGUCCUCCGACGAAGUUGCCGGCACCGACCCCUCUCAAUCUACCACCCCGGCGAGUCCCACUCCCGCCAGGCGACUCAGCAUCGGCAGCCAGCAAAGCACAAAAAGUAUGGCGGGCAAGUUUGGCGCCAAAGGCAUCACCGUUGGCGCCAGCAAGGCCGUCAGCGCCGUAUCAGCGGGCGAGGGCAUCGGCGAAGGCCACAACGCCGGCACCACCGAGAACAAGAAGCAGCGUCGCAACACACUCAAGAAGAAGCAGCCA
Bipolaris maydis ATCC 48331 is the source of this 2031-nucleotide messenger RNA. The record is from RefSeq and is a predicted model, not a curated record. Lineage: Eukaryota; Fungi; Ascomycota; Dothideomycetes; Pleosporales; Pleosporaceae.